Histoplasma mississippiense is the source of this 969-nucleotide messenger RNA. RefSeq lists its product with no specific name. Lineage: Eukaryota; Fungi; Ascomycota; Eurotiomycetes; Onygenales; Ajellomycetaceae. Bases 1 to 969 code for a protein of 322 amino acids. The record is from RefSeq and is a predicted model, not a curated record. The transcript has 3 exons.
AUGACGACCCCCGUCCACACGCAAGAGUUCGAGGAUGCCAUCAAGAUUACAUCCCUGUCCUCGCAUACCUACUCUGCGGAUUUGGCAUCGCAGUGGUCCAUUGGAAGCGCUCCCAAUGGAGGGUAUAUAACUGCAAUCUUCUACCGGCUUGCAACAACCCAUUUCCAAAACACGCACCCAACCCAACACUCCUCCCAACCAAUGCCAAUCAGGUCUGCUAUGUUGACAGUCCGCGAUGUGAAAUUGGGGUUAAGGACGUCGACGAUUCAUGUUACAUUGAGUCAGCUAGACUCGUCAACCUUGCCGGUAAAACAGAUUGACAGGGUUACCGGAUACAUCACGAUCUCGGAUCCAAUAUCAGAAGUCGGAGUAUCCACACCUUGUAGCUGGAAACUUUAUCCCCCGCCUCCAGACUCCAAGCCGCCGCAACUUUCUAAUGGGCGACCAGUCCAAAACAGCCCCUGGAAGAAAACGAUCGUGAAAGAGCCAGCUUUCCGACGCGCAUCAAACAACUCGGAGUUCUGGGAACCGGUGGCUCCAUGCCUGGAUGAACGACGAGGGAUUUCUGAUCAAUGGAGCAGGCUGCGGCCUCAGGGACCGAAGGGAGGAUUGGGGAGAUGGACCAACGAAGCCCUUGCAUACUUGGUUGAUAUUUUCCCUGUGGCGUUGGAAAUGAUAGAAAGUGCUACUGUCGACGAAAUGGGAAGCCCACCACCGUUCUGGUUUCCCACCAUUGCGUUGAAUGUUGAUUUCAAGAAAUUUCUUCCCAAGGAUGGGGUGGAAUGGCUCUAUAGCCGAAUUACCACAAAAUCCGUUCGUAAUGGGAGGAUCGACAUUGAGGUGAUAGUGACGGAUGAGGCGGGAGAUAUAGUGGCUCUUGCGACACAGGUAGGGCUGGUGUUGGGAUCAAGUCGUAACACUGGUGAGAAACGAGAAGAAAACGGCCAGCGAAAGAAUGCACGUCUUUGA